GUUUCAUUUCACUGUUUUUUUUAAACUGUUAAAAUACACUUUUUAAUUUAAUCGAAAAUUACAUUUUACAGAAAUAUAAAGUUCAUGCAACACUGCCCACAACAACUUACUACAACAACAACUACCUCUACUACUAAUGCGACUUUCCAGAGCACCUUAUCUUCGAAUUCCUGAAUAGAUAACUCCUUCAAAAGGACUUUAGUUAUUUGUCAAUGUAAGCGAUGAAAAACGCUACAAAAAAGAAUGAAUUGAACAACUUGAUAAUGCCUAAUAAUUAAAUCUACAUUAAUUUUUGACGCUUACAUCAGUGUGUAUUUAAACAAAAAUUAAAGCGGGUCUAACAAAAAUAAUUUUUUCUAAAAAAAUUAUGCCAUUUGUUAUAAAACAUUUAUUUUAUUCAUUUAUAUGCUUAUUUUCUCUACUAAAUGGUCAAAAUCAGAGUCAGUUCUAUUCUUUACGAUUAUUUAUUUUAAUUCCUUCUGAUGGUUGUCUAUCACCAAAUGGAUUAUUUGAUUUCACCGCCAGUAUUCAAGAUUCAAUUAGCUUAAAUACACAAACAACAGUCAAUUGGGCAUUGAACAAUAAUAGUAUUGAACAGUAUUUAAUUCCCCUGUCAGAAUGUAAAUUAACCAAUUCAACAUUUAAUACUUUAUUAACAACACAUUCUAAAGCUCAACAACUUGCUAAUACAAUAAGCUUAAAUAAUAUUUAUUACACUGUCAUUGUAGGACCUUAUAAUCUUGGUUUAUGCGAUCAAAUGAAUCAGUUAGUAUUGAUACCAUAUAUGGAUUGUAUGAAACCACGUAGUACUUAUGUUUAUCAUACAAGUUUCCAGUGUCCUCCAAGACGGAUAACUUACCAGUUGAAUUUACUGCCUAAUACGACGAUGAAUUGUUUCAAUACAACAAAUCGGAAUUAUCAUGAUUUUACAAAUAUUGCUAGUUUACAUAUCGGUGCUAGUAAAUAUCAAGUAUCGUUGGCUUUAGUAAAAAUUUUAAAACAUUUAAAUCGACUGGAUGUUUUAAUCGUUUAUCAAGACGAUGACGACAUAAACGAUCAGUCGGGAGUAUUUGCUAAUUAUCUGGCCUAUUUAAUGACCCAGGCUGGGGAUUCUAGGAUUACAAUUAGAGAAAUUCAUGGUUGGCAUGUAGGUAAAAACGUUUCAAGUGUACUACGCAUAGGAAGUGUAAAUUAUUCGGUUUGUAUUGUAAUCGCCCAACUGGCAGUCUAUUCCAAUUUUCUGACUGAUAUUUAUCAAUGGAAUCCAAGUAUACUGAAAACAAUCAUGUUUAUUGCCUAUGAUAUGACUUUAUUCUCAUAUGAUGUACUCAAAGUAUGGAGAAGUUAUGCUGCACCGAAUGAUGUCAACUCAAUAAUGAAUUCUGCAUUUGUACUCACUUCACAUCCGUAUGGAUCUAAGCUACAAUUAACUAAUGAUUAUUUAAAUCAGAAAGACUAUUUAGCAAUGAAAUUAACUUUGGGCAUGGCAAUAAGCACUUUUAAACAUCAUGUACAACAACAAUUACAGCAGACCAGUGUUGUACAAGGAAGUGAUGGAUUCUAUGCAUCAUUAAAGAACACAACACUGAGAAUUCCAGUGAGGUCAGAUUUAAGCUUGGCGGUUACAUUUAAUCAAUAUCCUGAACAAAGUCAAGCUGCUUUAGACUUCUAUCUGAUUAAUACGUAUACAUGUGAUAGUAAUAGUAUAAAUGCCACCUCUGCUACUACUAUUACAACAUGCAUUCAAGUGUAUUCGACUAUGAUAUGGCCAGAUUAUAAUGUCAGUACUACGCUUUUGAUGAGCAGUUGGCAGCUGGCUGCAAGUUUACAACAAGGUUCAAAUAUUACGAAUGUGUACCAAAUAAUGGGAUCGUAA
Messenger RNA from Trichobilharzia regenti, 1876 nucleotides. Lineage: Eukaryota; Metazoa; Platyhelminthes; Trematoda; Strigeidida; Schistosomatidae. The record is from the annotation of a GenBank genome assembly.